Messenger RNA from Aspergillus ochraceoroseus IBT 24754, 2566 nucleotides. RefSeq lists its product as uncharacterized. Lineage: Eukaryota; Fungi; Ascomycota; Eurotiomycetes; Eurotiales; Aspergillaceae. Gene Ontology annotation, molecular function: protein-arginine omega-N symmetric methyltransferase activity; nucleic acid binding. The record is from RefSeq and is a predicted model, not a curated record. Gene Ontology annotation, cellular component: mitochondrion. The transcript is spliced from 8 exons. Gene Ontology annotation, biological process: mitochondrial respiratory chain complex I assembly. Bases 149 to 2476 code for a protein of 775 amino acids.
CCGUGACAAAUCCCAGAGCUUUUUUAUAAUUCCCAAACUAUUAAAUUUUUCCUUUUUCUUUUCUUUUUUUUACCAUUGCAUCAUCAUCAUCAUCAUAUACCCCUGCAGGAACACUAAUUAUCAUAUAUCUCAUCGCCUUCCCUUCGUCAUGGCGGGUAAGGAAGCUGUUUCCUUCAACGAGAUUAUUCAAGCUGGCCGCCUGAAGAAGAAAAAUGAAGACCUUGCCAGCAAGAUCCUGGGUAAGAACAGGAGAGCUAGUGCGCCUGGCUCGGGAGUUGGAAACAAAGCACAGAAUGCGACUCCCGGGAGUCUCGCAAGUCGAAUCGGAGUGACAAAGCGCUCUGUCUCCGCCAAUCUCGGUUCAAAAAAAAGCAAUCGCGCCCCUCCAGUGACAGCGAGAGGCCUAGCAUCAAGCACGAAACCAACCCAGAGACGUCGCCCCGAUGAGAAUCGCCUUAUGUCGGCGCUCAACCCUGCGAACGGGCAGGCGACUAUUCGAAACAAUAAAGGUCUCAGCAUCAAGGGGGCAGGAUCCGGGCCACCUAUCGUCGUCGGAUCAAAUUUCGCUCCCGGAACCACAGCUGCCGAUAUCCAGUCCGCCCUCGAGCCUGUAUCGGGAAGGAUAUUGAGUUGUUGGAUCACAUCGCAGCAACCUAGCGUAACUGCGGAGAUUACUUUUGCGGACAAGUCGUCGGCUGACAAGGCUGUGGCUAAUUUUCACAACCAACGGUGGGUAGCUAAUUAUCCAAAGGCCGAUGGCAGGGUUCUCUCUAUGCGCCACAAAUCUGGCGCUGCUGGAUCAAAUGCAAACCGUGAUAUAUUCGAUCCAAACCCGGCGCCAUCCUUCAACCAUCAACGGGAACAGGCGGAUCGUGAACGACGAUUGCAACGGACGGCAGAACCCAUGGUCCAGGAUGGAAGCUUUGGUUUCAAUGAACAAAACAACCAGCCUUAUGAUGGCAGAGGCUCUAGGGGAAACAACCGCAGGAGGGCCACCCGAUUGCUAAACGGAAACCAAAGGCGAAUCCUUGGAGCCAGGUCGCAACGAUGGUCUUCCACAUUUGAGACUAGAGAAUGGACCACGCCCCUUGCGCGAACAUUAGCCAAUGCCAUCAAGACUACAGGACCGAUAUCAAUUGCAGCGUUUAUGCGCCAGGUUCUUACUUCUCCGGAAGGAGGAUAUUACACCACGAAACCGGCAGGCGAUGGCGAGGUCUUUGGAAAGAAGGGCGAUUUUGUAACGUCGCCGGAGAUAUCGCAGGUCUUUGGAGAAUUAGUUGGUAUAUGGACGAUUGCAGAAUGGAUGGCCCAGGGAGGCGCCAAGAGCGGAGUACAGUUGAUAGAAGUUGGGCCGGGAAAGGGCACAUUAAUGGAUGACAUGUUGCGCACUUUCCGACACUUCAAAGCUUUUACAUCGAGUCUUGAAGCAAUAUAUCUCGUCGAAGCCAGUCCCACAUUAAGGGAGGUUCAGAAACAACGGCUGUGCGGAGAUGCGAGCAUGGAAGAGACGGAGAUUGGUCAUCAGAGUAUCAGCAAGUACUUCAAUGUGCCUGUUAUCUGGGUUGAGGAUAUUAGGUUGUUGCCUCAUGAGGACAAGACUCCAUUUAUCUUCGCCCACGAAUUCUUCGACGCUCUACCAAUCCACGCAUUUGAAUCAGUGCCCCCCGCGCCAGAAAAUCAGCUCAAAGAACAGGAGGAGAUCAUGACUCCCACAGGCCCAGCCAAGCUUCAUAAACCACUAAAAGCCGCAAACACUCCUCAAUGGCGCGAGAUCAUGGUCACACUAAACCCGAAAGCCGUGGAUGAAAACCAAAAGGACCAAUCCGAGUUCAAACUCACCCUAGCCAAAGCAUCAAACCCUUCAUCACUUGUCAUUCCCGAGAUCUCUGAACGGUACCGAGCACUCAAGUCUCAGUCCGGAUCUACCAUUGAAGUGAGCCCAGAAAGUCGUAUCUACGCCGCGGAUUUUGCGCGUCGCAUCGGUGGCUCGCCACAGCCCACCAGCACUACCACUAAACAAAACGCGCCUGCAACCUCAACAGUUAUAAAGCGCCGUCCAUCCGGUGCAGCGUUGAUCAUGGAUUACGGCACCAUGUCUACCAUUCCAAUUAACUCGCUCCGCGGGAUCCAAAACCACCAAAACGUGCCGGCGCUCUCGUCUCCCGGACUGGUGGAUGUCAGCGCAGACGUGGAUUUCAUGGCUCUUGCAGAGGCAGCUAUUGACGCUAGCGAGGGUGUAGAAGUUCAUGGACCUAUCGAGCAAGGCCACUUUCUCCAGGCUAUGGGUAUUGCAGAGCGGAUGCAGCAACUGCUCAACAAGGUUGAGGAUGAGGAGAAGAAGAAGAUCCUGGAAAGUGGUGGAAAGCGACUAAUCGAAAGAGGUGGAGGUGGAAUGGGCAGAUUAUACAAGGUCAUGGCCAUUCUUCCAGAGAAUGGUGGGAAACGCCGACCUGUUGGAUUUGGAGGAUCCCUAUAGAUCAACAAGACCUUGACGAGGUGCUUGAAAUAAUCAUCAUAGAAAUUGUAUUAUAGUGGAUACAUAUAAUAAUAUAAAACGACAGUUUAC